Molecule: messenger RNA, 2562 nt
Organism: Paramecium pentaurelia
Lineage: Eukaryota; Ciliophora; Oligohymenophorea; Peniculida; Parameciidae
Source: the annotation of a GenBank genome assembly
AUGAUUAAAUAAGAGUAGUUUAUUUGGGAGGAAGGUACGCAAGAACUUAAAGGAAUAUAUUGGGAUUAUCGUUAUAACCCACCUUUAUAAAGAGUAACAAAAUUACAAAUAAUUUUUACAAAACACAAAGAAAUCUAAUAUUUUAGAGAUGGCUCUAGGCUAAGAAUGUAUAAAUUAUUUAUAUUGACCUCAUAGAGAAUAAAUAAAGGAUACUUCUAAGAAGCCUGAAAUUUUAAACAAUAUAGAGUAAAUCCUAUAUCUGCAAUGGUCAGGAAAAUAUAAACAAAAUAUUUAAAAAAUUGGAAAGUGGAUAGCCAAAUGGAAUGGUUAAAUAAUAUAGGAUGCGGGUGGAUAUUAUUCAGAUAAAGGAAAUAAAACAGGUUUUUGGAAAGAACUUUAUAUCAAUUAUUGGACAGAAGGUACUAUUCUUUAAGUAAUGGAAAAGCAUAAGUUUAUGAAGAAGGAGAAUAUAAUGAAGGAUUGCGAACAGGUUAUUGGAAAUAAAUCUUUAAUGCCUAAUUGAUGUAAAUUAUAAAAAUAACAUCGAAAAUAGGGGUCAUGGAUAAUAUAAUAUAAAAGGGUAAAAAUGUGGUAAAUGGGUCGAGUUGUGGGAAGGCUUUUGGAGGAAAUCUUAAGUGAAGUAGGUUGGUGAGUAUAAAAAUGGUAAAAAAGUCGGUAUAUGGGAUUUUGAGUAUAGAGAUUCUAAAAUGUAAGAAUAUUAUAAAAAGUGAAAAUAGUGGUGGGGGAUCAUAUGAAGAGGGAGGUGAUGGAGUUAAAAUUGGAAGGUGGAUUGAUUUGGAUGAUACUUAUGAUAAUUCUACAUUAGUAACUCAUAUUGGAGUAUAUAAAAAUGGUAAAAAAGUAGGAUUAUGGAAGACUUUUGAGAAAUAGUCAUUAUGGUAUUAAUUUAUUUAUUAUAUAUAGUGGUAGCACAAAUUUUGAUGAUAAUGGGGUCAAAAUUUAUCAAAGUUAAGAGUAUUUUUAUAUUAUAAUUUUUAGUAAUAUAAUCUAUAUUGGUGAAUUUGAAAAAGGUAAAAAAGUUGGUAUAUGGGAUAUUUAUUGGAUUUGGAAUGGCAACUAAAUAAUGUAAAAAUUAUUAUAUAAGUGGCUACAGUGGAGGCGGUGCAUAUGAUGAUAAAGGUAAUGGAUUAAAAAUUGGCAAGUGGAUUGAUUUGGAUGAUGAAUUUAAUUAUUAUUAUUAAGUUAUUCAUAAGGGUGAAUAUAAAAAUGGUCAUAAAGUUGGUAGAUGGGAAAUGUAAUAUAAGGAUGAUACUCAUAGACAAUUUUCUACAUUGUAACAAUAUUAUAUAUAGUUUUUAAAGCGGUGGUGGAUCAUAUGAUCAAGGAAGUGAUGGAAUAAAGGUUGGCAAGUGGGUCGAAUUGGAUUAAAAACUAGAUAAAUCUUCAUAAGUAAUUCAUUGCGGUGAAUAUAAAAAUGGUAAAAAAGUUGGAAGAUGGGAAAUUUUAUAAAAGGAGGAUAUCAAUUAAGGAUAUUCUACAAUGUAAAUAAUUUUAUGAAAAAGUAUCCUAUAGUGGUGGUGGAUCAUAUAAUGAAGUAGGGGAGGAAUUUAAGAUUGGCAAGUGGAUUGAUUUAGAUGAUAAUUUUGAGAAUUCUAAAUAAGUGACUUAUAAUGGAGAAUAUAAAAAUAGUAAAAAAGUUGGUAAAUGGGAUAUAAAAUACUAUAAUGAAUAAAUGUAAUAUCAUAAUAUAAAAAGUAUUUUAUAGAGGUGGUGGAUAAUAUGAUGAUCAAGGUGAUGGAGCUAAAAUUGGAAAGUGGAUUGAUUUAGAUAGUUAAUUUAAUGAUUCUUACUAAGUUACUCAUGAUGGGGAAUAUAAAAAUGGUAAGAAAGUUGGUAGAUGGGAUAUUAAGUAUAGGGAUGAAAAAAGUAAAGUAUUUGCAACAAUGUAUAAAAUAUUAUAUACAGUAAAUUACAGUGGUGGUGGUUAAUAUCAUGAAGGAAAAGAUGGAACUAAGAUUGGCAAGUGGAUUGAUUUAGAUGAUAAAUUUGAGAAUUCUAAAUAAGUGACUUAUAAUGGAGAAUAUAAAAAUGGUAAAAAAGUUGGUAAAUGGGAUAUAGAGUAUAGGGAUAACAGCAGUAAGCAAUUCUCUAAAAUGUAAAAUAUUUAAAAAUUAAGUUACAGUGGAGGUGGAUAAUACGAUCAAGGAAGUGAUGAAAUUAAGAUUGGCAAGUGGAUUGAUUUGGAUGAAAGAUUUUAUCUUUACAACUAAGUAACUUAUAAUGGUGAAUAUAAAAAUGGUAAAAAGGUUGGUAGAUGGGAUAUUGAGUUUAGGGAUAACAGCAGUUAACUAUUUUAUAAAAUGUAAUGAAAAUAUAUAAAUGAGUUAUAGUGGUGGAGGAUCAUAUGAUGAUAGAGGUGAUGGAGUUAAGAUUGGCAAGUGGAUUGAAUUAGAUGAGGGAUUUUAUCUUUACAAAUAAGUAAUUCAUAAUGGUGAUUAUAACAAUGGUAAAAAGGUUGGUAAAUGGAUGGAAAUGAAACGAGAAUGGAAAUUAAUGAAAGAUGGAUUCAAAAAAGUAAAUGAACAAAACUAUGAAUAUUGA